AUGCCCGCUGUGAAUUUCUCAGAAGAACUUCUCAUCGCGUACCCUAAUGCGAAAGUCAUCUUGACAACCAGAGAUCCAGAUAAAUGGAUCGUAUCGGUCGAGAGAUCAAUGUAUGCGAUUAUAAAUUCGCGUACCUGGUCCAUUCUCAAGAUCACCUUGGCCAAUGAUCCAAUGGCAACCCAGAAGAUCGCUCUGCCCUCCAUGCAGGAUUAA
Botrytis fragariae is the source of this 213-nucleotide messenger RNA. Its product is annotated as putative nad dependent epimerase dehydratase protein. The record is from RefSeq and is a predicted model, not a curated record. Bases 1 to 213 code for a protein of 70 amino acids. The transcript has 2 exons. Lineage: Eukaryota; Fungi; Ascomycota; Leotiomycetes; Helotiales; Sclerotiniaceae.